CAAGGAAGGUGAAGGGAAUCAGACAACCAGGAAGAAGUGGCUCAGUGCUGAAGGAAACUCCACAGACUCAGGAGAUUGUUACCCGGGCACAUUAUGUGCAUAGGACUUCUUGGCAAAGAUGUACGUGGGUUAUCUUUUGGAUAAGGACAACAACAUGUACCCCAAUCCUGUCAGGCACCCUGGCCUUAAUUUGAAUCCUCAGAACUAUGUACCGGCGCCCCCUCAGUAUUCUGAUUUCCCCAGCUAUCAUCAUGUCCCUGGGAUUAACAGUGAUCCACACCAUGGCCAGCCUGGUGGCACCUGGAGCUCUUAUACCCCCAGCAGAGAAGAUUGGCACCCCUAUGGACCGGGACCUGGAGCUUCAUCCGCUAACCCAGCACAGAUCUCUUUCAGUCCCUCUGAUUAUAACCCUGUUCAGCCCCCAGGACCUGGACUUCUGUCUCCUUCUUUAAAUUCCUCUGUUCCCCCUCUGUCCCCCAGCGCACAAAGGCGCAAUCCCUAUGAAUGGAUGAGGCGCACAGGGGUCCCCACCAGCACCAACAGCAAUGGUAAGACAAGAACAAAAGACAAGUAUCGUGUGGUUUAUACAGACCACCAGCGCCUUGAAUUAGAAAAGGAAUUCCAUUACAGCCGCUAUAUAACCAUCCGCAGAAAGGCAGAACUGGCAGCUUCACUGGCGCUAACGGAACGGCAGGUAAAAAUUUGGUUCCAAAAUCGUAGAGCAAAAGAAAGGAAGGUUAACAAGAAAAAAAUGCAGCAGCAAAGUCAACAGGCCUCAACAACCACUCCAACCCCACCAUCAGUGGGUACGACUGCUGGAAUGGGAGGGCUUUGCAGUAGCAGCAGCAGCAACAGCAAUUUGGUAUCUCCAUCCUCAAUGCCUAUCAAGGAAGAAUAUCUUUCGUAAGCUAUCUGCAAUUAGUGAACCAUUCCAAAGGACAUUCUUCCAUACAGUUUUCCCAAGGGAGGACCACCAAAUUCAUUUCCUCGCUACAGGAUCCUGCAAGACCGGACUGGCGAAUUACAAUGCAGGAUCUAGCAGCAGUAAUGGGAUUACAGCUGUAGGCAUAUAUCUGCCAACUGUAUCACUGCAGAACAGCCAGUAUCAUGCCCUCCAUGUACAAAUACAGAAAAACGGCUCUGCGUGUGCUUUAUUGCCAAGAAUUGGACUUUAUGUUAUCGUCAUUAUUGUUACUGUAUAUUUAAACGAAAGUCCUAAUCUAAAAGACGUAUUUUUAUGUGCCACGUAGUGGUAUAUAUUUUUUUCUAUUUGAUAAAACAGGUGUUUUUGUAUAAUUUUCAAGUAGGGCAUCUUCACAAGUGAUAGAGUUUUAUUUCUUGAUCGCAGGGGACAACCUUGUCUAGUAUUAUAUCUCCAAUCAAAGAAUUAUUCCAGAUGAACCAACGCCACUCCCAAAGCUUUGGAAAAACAAGACUGGUUCCUGAAACAAUAUGUAAGAAAUGAAGGAGUGUUAAGAUGUGCUCCAAACUCUUCUGUUGCUUGUACUUGUAUAUAUAAAGUUUAGUUUAUAGUUACUGUUUAUAAAGCGCAUCUAGGCUGAUUCCAAAUGUGCAGUCAUGUUUGGACUGAGAAGGCAAAGGGGGUAAGGUCACUUUCAUAUGAUGAGCAAAGUUGGCGUACAUGUUAUCCUAAUGGAGUCUGGAUCUCUCAGUUUACCCUUCACACAGAGUAACACAUUUCUUACAAGCCAAUCCCCCAAAGCCCAGAGCUGUCACAGGUUUUGAUGGGCCAACACUAGUUUGAAUAUUCAUAAAAAAUACUUUCUCCUUUUUAUUCCUUACAUUUCAAUUCAGUCACACACAAACAAAUAGGGUUGGUCAUUUUUGACCACACUCAAACAUUGGUCUGCCUGAGCUAGUGGUAGGCAACAUUAACCAGCUUGUUAUUGUACAGGUUAAGAAAUGGAUGAUUGCAUUGGUUGGUGUAAGUAGUCAUUAGCCAUUCACUCUGCUUGCAAACCCAGUGAACUCUGUGCUGAACUAAUAGAUCUAUUUCUUUAGUGUCUAGUUUGGCUUUGAAUAUGAGUGGCUAAUGGAAGCAGACCUGAAUUAAGCCCAGCUGUUUUUGCCAUGAGUAGCCACCUUUAGAGCAGGCUCAAAUGUCCUUUGUUUGACCAGAAUUCAUCAAAAUAAAAUAGUAGUGCUGUAUAAACAGUGGUAAAUAGUAUAUGAUGACAUUAUACCUUUAUAUUAUAUUUUAACCAUUAAUUUACCUAUCGGAAUUAUUGAGAGCUAAAUGUAUAUUUAUUUUCCUUGUGCUUUAUUUUGCCAGUCUUCUGUGAAGGUAUUACUGGCUCAAUAAGCAGCCAUUGUCCCUUUAGCAGCCUGGCCACCAGUUCAUUUUCAUUAUCAUGUCCCACAAGCCUUUUAUUGUGUUUGUAGCUAUUUAAGGCAAAAAGAGGCAUGGCCUAGCCAUCCAGGGGGUGAAUCAUGGCAUCACUGGAGCUGUUUAUGGCCAAACUAAGACAUAAAUGGUACUCUUUGGUGCAGGGGAAAUUUUCCUAGCUUUUUGCUAUACUUGAGUAGGUUUGUUCUCCUGCUCUGUGCCAAAAUACAGAAUACUGUACAUUCUGCAUACAGAAUGAAGCAGCCAUACAUAGCAUGAUGGGCCAUCUGUGUGCAGCGGGCAAUGAUGACCUAAUAUACGCUCCCAAUUGGGUCAUGGGUCUGCAUAGAGAUUAUAUCAUUGUUUUAGGAGCCAUAUCGCACAGUAUAUAAAUAUCCUACAGUCUAUGUGUAAAUUACCUGUAUGUAAAUUCUGUACAUGUAUGACUAGCUAAAUAAGUCAACCUUUCAACCUGAAAAGGCAUUAUUAUUAAAAAUGAACCCUCUUAAUAUUUUCCAAAUGUAAAUGUUAAUCAUAGAGAAGAACCAUUUCAAUUUAUUUAACAGAUGGUUUGUGAAUACACAUGACCAUUUAAGACCCAUUAAAUAUCAGUAAUAUGGAACAACCAUAUUCCUAAUAAUAACUCAUAUCCGCUAACUUUAUAAACCAGAAACAGUUUUGUUCAUAUGUUUUAUGGUCUAAAACUUUAAGAGGGUAUUUUUUGGGAGGGGGGGGGGGAUUUACUCUGCAUUAUAAAUGUUAAUUUUUGUGAUUGCUUUUUCUUUGCUACCAUCUGGACCUUUUUAGGUCAGAGAAUAAAUCUAUUUAUUUUUUGGUGUAAA
Molecule: messenger RNA, 3189 nt
Organism: Xenopus tropicalis (tropical clawed frog)
Lineage: Eukaryota; Metazoa; Chordata; Amphibia; Anura; Pipidae
Gene: cdx1
Product: caudal type homeobox 1
Biological process (GO): regulation of DNA-templated transcription; regulation of transcription by RNA polymerase II
Cellular component (GO): nucleus
Molecular function (GO): DNA-binding transcription factor activity, RNA polymerase II-specific; DNA binding
Source: RefSeq, marked provisional